AUGGCCAAAAGCGAAGACUCCAAAGGCAGUGCCAACGACAAGGCUUCGAAACGGUCCAGAUGGGCUACGCGGAGAAUGACGGUCAAGAGCAGUGGUAUCAAAAGGCAAUCCCUCAUUGACAGGAUACACAAGCGAACCGGAUCCACCGAGAAGAAGAGGCAUUCCGCUGGUAGCAACUCCUUGCGGCAGGAAGGCGGAGCCGAUGGCGACGAAGACGACGCUGCGAACCGACCUGGUCAGGAUGACACCAACAGCAACGCGUCGACCGAUGACGGCGAGGCCAGGACCCUGUAUUUCAACAUACCACUGCCUCCCGAGAUGAAAGAUGAGGAGGGCCAUCCCUUGCUGCAAUUUACUCGAAACAAGAUCCGAACCGCCAAAUACACGCCUCUAUCCUUCGUACCGAAAAAUCUCUAUUUUCAGUUUCAUAACAUUGCCAACAUCUUCUUCUUGUUUUUGGUCAUUCUUUCGGUCUUCCCCAUUUUCGGCGGCGGCAACAACCCCGGACUGAACGCAGUGCCCCUGAUCUUCAUUAUCGCCGUCACGGCCAUCAAAGACGCCAUAGAAGAUUAUAGGAGAACUGUUCUCGAUAUUGAGCUGAAUAACGCCCCGGUACAUCGUCUAGUCGGAUGGGAAAAUGUCAACGUUGAAGAAGACAAUGUUUCAUCGUGGCGCAAGUUCAAGAAGAGUAGCUCCAAAUUCUUUGGUGCCAUUUGGCAUAGUAUCGAAAGCCUUUGGAAGAAGAAUCCGAACAAAAGUGUCAUGGCAAGCAUUGCCGAUCCGCGACCGUCUAUCGAUACUCAUGCUACGCGCCGGGAGUCUAUCGUCAUGUCGCCCAGGACUGACCGCACCUCUUACAUAUCCGCCCAGGAGGAUAUCCAAAUGACACCUAUGGCGUCGCCUGCACUUGUUCCCCCGACCGACUUGCUUCCUGUCCCGGGCAGUCAAGCGUCGGAACCUCGUCCAGAUACGAGACUCUCUUACAAUGCUGAUAAACCAGAGGCCAUCGAAAGAGUUCAAGGCGAUCUCAUCAACCACCAAAGACCCACAAACGGAGGCGCUCGGUUCCACAAGGAUGCGUGGAAAAAUGUCCAGGUUGGCGACUUCGUCCGUAUCUACAACGACGAUGAACUUCCUGCCGAUUUGAUCGUGUUGUCGACUUCGGAUCCCGACGGAGCCUGCUACGUCGAAACCAAGAACCUUGACGGUGAGACAAAUCUGAAAGUGCGGACUGCGCUGCGCUGCGGUCGGACCCUCAAGCACGCCCGCGAUUGUGAAAAGGCCGAGUUCACCAUCGAGAGUGAAGGGCCCCAGCCAAACCUCUACAAGUACAACGGUGCAAUCAGCUGGACCCAGGAAGUCCAUGGCGCUGAGAAAGAUAUGUCUGAGCCCAUCUCCAUCGACAACAUGCUCCUUCGUGGUUGCAACUUGCGCAAUACGGACUGGGUCCUAGGUAUCGUCGUCUUUACUGGGCAUGAUACCAAGAUUAUGAUGAAUGCCGGUAUUACGCCAAGCAAACGUGCACGAAUUGCUCGAGAACUCAACUUCAACGUCAUCUGCAACUUUGGAAUUCUUCUCAUCAUGUGUCUUAUCUCCGCAAUCGUCAACGGAAUCGCUUGGGGCAAGAGUGAUGCUUCCAAUGCCUUUUUCGAAUACGGCUCCAUUGGCGGAACGGCUGGGUUGACCGGUUUCAUCACCUUCUGGGCAGCCGUAAUUGUGUUCCAGAAUUUGAUUCCUAUCUCUCUGUACAUCUCCCUGGAAAUCGUCAGAACUCUACAGGCCAUAUUCAUCUACAGCGACGUCGAAAUGUACUAUGAUGUAAUCGACCAGCCGUGUGUUCCCAAAUCCUGGAACAUUUCAGAUGAUGUCGGCCAAAUCGAGUAUAUCUUCUCAGACAAGACCGGUACUCUUACUCAAAACGUCAUGGAGUUCAAAAAAGCAACCAUCAACGGACAACCAUACGGAGAAGCAUAUACCGAAGCGCAAGCUGGUAUGCAGAAGCGUAUGGGGAUCGAUGUUGUUGUUGAGGGCGCCAAAGCUAGGAGACAAAUCGCUGAAGCAAAGAUCCGCGCGAUCAAAGAUCUCCGCCGCAUUCACAAUAACCCAUAUCUACACGACGACGACGUUACCUUCAUUGCACCUGAUUUCGUUGAGGAUCUGGCAAAUGAGGGACAGUUCGGAGAGGAACAGGCAAAGGCCAAUGAGCAUUUCAUGCUUGUCUUGGCUCUUUGCCACACCGUCAUCUCUGAACUUGUUCCCGGUGAUCCUCCCAAGAUUAUCUUCAAGGCUCAAUCUCCUGAUGAAGCUGCGCUAGUAGCGACAGCUCGCGAUAUGGGCUUCACGGUACUUGGAAGCACAAACGACGGCAUCAAGCUGAACGUCAUGGGCAAGGAAAUAUCGUACCCUAUCCUCAACACCAUCGAGUUCAAUUCUAGCCGAAAGAGAAUGAGUGCAAUCGUGAAGUUCCCAGAUGGCACUAUUCGUCUGCUUUGCAAAGGUGCCGACAGCGUUAUCUACUCUCGCCUCAAACGCGGUGAGCAACAAGAGCUUCGCAAAACGACUGCCGACCAUCUUGAGAUGUUUGCCCGUGAGGGCCUUCGAACGCUGUGUCUUGCAGAACGUAUCCUUUCUGAGUCAGAGUACCUUGCAUGGCGUAAGGAGCAUGACAAGGCUGCCACUGCGCUAACCGACCGAGAGGAGAAAUUGGAAGAAGUAGCCAGCAAGAUUGAACAGGAGUUAAGUUUAUUGGGAGGAACAGCCAUCGAAGAUAGGCUUCAAGAUGGUGUGCCUGACACCAUUGCUCUGCUCGGUCAGGCUGGUAUCAAGCUAUGGGUCCUUACUGGCGACAAGGUCGAGACUGCCAUCAACAUUGGUUUCUCCUGCAACCUUCUCAACAACGACAUGGAGUUGAUCCAUCUCAAAGUCUCCGAAGACGAAUCAGGAGCUACACCUGACGAAGAGUUUCUGAGUACUGUUGAAGCGGAGCUUGACAAGUAUCUGCAAGGCUUCGGCAUCAGCGGUAGUGAUGAGGACCUGAAGGAAGCCAGAAAGAACCACGAGGCCCCAGCACCCACACAUGCCGUUGUCAUUGACGGGUUUACCCUUCGAUGGGUGCUUCACGAAAGCCUUGUGCAGAAAUUCUUGCUGCUAUGUAAGCAGUGCAAAUCAGUUCUCUGCUGCCGCGUAAGUCCUGCUCAGAAGGCCGCUGUCGUCGCCAUGGUCAAGUCUGGUCUUGAUGUCAUGACCUUAUCUGUUGGUGAUGGUGCCAACGAUGUGGCCAUGAUUCAAGAGGCUGACGUCGGUGUGGGUAUUGCUGGUGUAGAAGGUCGUCAAGCCGUCAUGUCGUCCGACUACGCUAUUGGACAGUUCCGCUUCCUUCAGCGCCUGAUUUUGGUCCAUGGAAGGUGGUCUUAUAGACGGUUGGCCGAGUCCAUCUCUAAUUUCUUCUACAAGAACAUGAUUUGGACGUGGUCCAUCUUCUGGUUCCAGUGCUUCUGCGACUUCGACAUCACCUAUUUGAUGGAGUAUACCUAUAUUCUCAUGUUCAACCUGCUUUUCACUUCAGUCCCGGUCAUUCUUAUGGGGGUUCUGGACCAGGAUGUGACUGAUGCGGUUUCCUUGGCUGUUCCGGAGCUCUAUCGCCGUGGCAUUGAGCGUAUGGAAUGGACACAGACCAAAUUCUGGCUUUACAUGCUUGAUGGUAUCUAUCAAAGUGUCAUGGUCUUCUUUAUCCCGUAUCUCACCUUCAUCAACGCCACCACUAUCACCGGAAAUGGAUUGGAUGUCCAAGACCGAAUCAGACUCGGGUGCUACGUGGCCCAUCCGGCUGUGCUGACAAUCAACCUGUAUAUCCUGAUCAACACGUACCGUUGGGAUUGGAUUAUGCUGUUGGCAGUCGUCCUUAGUGAUGUGUUUAUCUUCUUCUGGACUGGUGUCUACUCUUCGUUCGUCUCUUCAGCGAGUUUCUUUGGAGUGGCCAACCAGGUGUAUGCGCAAGCAAGCUUCUGGGCGGUCUUCUUCAUCACGCCGGUCAUUUGCCUUCUUCCCCGCUAUGCCACCAAAGCCAUUCAGAAGGUUUACUUUCCUUACGAUGUGGACAUCAUCCGAGAGCAAGUCACGAUGGGCAAGUUCAAGCACGUCGAGCCGGCCGAGACUGGCAAGGAAUCUGUCAAGUCUGACUCGACCGAGUCAUCUACUGGUUCCGCCAUCAAACGCCAUCAGCAAUUCCCCAGCGUUGACGAGGACCGACGACCUAUUUACCCGCCAACGUUACAUUCGACGACGACACAUAAUGCGCGGAGUCAAAACGGCAGCGAUGGUACCAACUACACGAGGCAUGAAGCUUCUCAGGAAAUCACUGUACGGCCAUCGCUUGAAAGGGUUCGGCCAUCAUACGACCGCAUGAGGGCGUCGAUGGAUCGGAUGCGACCUAGCUACGAACAAUCUAAUGACUUCACUUCGGCUGCUAUGUUGAAUCGCUACGAAUCUACUCGUUGCGCUUCCGUGUCAACCGCACCCCCGGCCGAGGGAGGAGAAGGCAUAGUGAGUCGAAUCAGGAGACGUACCAGAGGCAAAUCUUUCAAGUCAGCCUUCCAGUUCCACCACAAGGACAAUCACAUCGCCGAGCAUGAGUAG
Molecule: messenger RNA, 4635 nt
Organism: Truncatella angustata
Lineage: Eukaryota; Fungi; Ascomycota; Sordariomycetes; Amphisphaeriales; Sporocadaceae
Exons: 3
Coding region: 1-4635 (1544 amino acids)
Biological process (GO): phospholipid translocation
Cellular component (GO): plasma membrane
Molecular function (GO): ATP binding; magnesium ion binding; ATPase-coupled intramembrane lipid carrier activity
Source: RefSeq, a predicted model, not a curated record